Messenger RNA from Closterium sp. NIES-67, 369 nucleotides. NCBI's taxonomy places the organism in Eukaryota, Viridiplantae, Streptophyta, Zygnematophyceae, Desmidiales, Closteriaceae. The record is from the annotation of a GenBank genome assembly.
UUUCUUGGCAAUAGCAACAAAUGCAGAAGACGAUGGAAACAAAACCUCGGAACCUCCACAGAAUUUCAAGGAAUUACUACGGAAGUUCCAUGACAUUCUUCCUGACGAUCUUCCCAACGAGCUACCACCGUAUCGCAUGCACCAACACGAGAUCGUGGAGGAACCGGGCUCGAAGCCGACCUUCCGAGCACCAUACCGGCUCAGACCUACAGAGCUAGCAAAUAUGAAGAAACAAAUCGAGUAUCUUCUUGAGAAAGGACUCAUCCGACCUUUCACUUCACCGUACGGUGCCCCGGUACUCUUCACACCGAAAUUGGACGGAAGCAUGUGCAUGUGCAUCGACGUCUGAGCUCUCCACAAGCAAACUAU